Messenger RNA from Oldenlandia corymbosa var. corymbosa, 5465 nucleotides. NCBI's taxonomy places the organism in Eukaryota, Viridiplantae, Streptophyta, Magnoliopsida, Gentianales, Rubiaceae. The record is from the annotation of a GenBank genome assembly.
GAAUUAUUUUAAUAAUAUUUUUGGAAAUCAAAUAAAAAAAAAGAAAAAAGAAAAAUAGUAGUCUAGCAAAGACGAAGACCAGUCGAAGAAGAAGAGCUUAGAUAGAGAUAGAGAUAGAGUGAGAGAGAGAGACAGUGUUCUUCUUUCCUUUCUUUCUCUCUCUUACCCUUUCCGUCAUAAAUAAAUAAAUAAUAUUAUUUCCAUUUCAUUUCAUUUAUAUUUAUUUAUUAUCGGCUUUUUCUUUCUUUCUCUCUCUCUCUCUCUCUCUCUGUUUCUUUCUCUUACUGUGUGACUGUGUGAAAAAUCUGUGAAUGUUAGAAAAGUCUUUUCUUUUUCAUUUUUUUCAUCUCUUCUUCUUCUCGUGAGACGACGUCGUAGUUUCCGCGUUACGGUGGUGAAAGUGAGGGAAAGGAAGAGAGCUCCGGCGAAGCGGUGGAAGUUGAAGACGGCCAAAAACGUACGGCUGGCGGGCUGCUUUUUCUAGUCUUUGGGCGGUGCGCGGUGGUGGUGGGUCUUCUUUUAUUUACUCUUUAUUUUUUCUUUCCGGUCUACGAUUACAGGGGUAAAAGUGGAAAACUUCAUUUCAACUCCACAAUCGCUGAAUCGAUCCCGAAUUCGUCGCCGGUACUGAGGUCAAGCCGUGUCGAUCGAGAUAGAAAUCUUGAGCUAGGAAUUCCUCAUGCAGAAGAAGUAAAGGUUGUGAACUCUGCUAGGUGUGUUUUUUGGUUUGAGGUGAUUUUUGAAGGUAACUAUGUUGGAGGCUCCGAAAUUUCCGGGAAUCAUAGGUCUAAAUAAUAACCAUGAUGAUUAUGGGCUCUCGCAAAAUUUUUACCAUAAGCUCAAUGAGGGCUCAAACAUGUCAAUUGACAGCUAUGGGAGCUUGCAGAUGAGCAAUGGUGGAGGAUCCGUUGCCAUGUCAAUGGAUAACAGCAGUGUAGGAUCUAAUGAUUCUCACACUCGUAUUUUAAAUCAUCAAGGCCUGAAGCGGGUGAAGAACAACUACUCCACUGCAGGUAGUGUCAAUCGUGGGAGGGUUUCUCAUGGAUUGAGUGGUGAUGCGUUGGCUCAGGCUCUGAUGGACCCUCGGUUUCCAACUGAAGGGCUUGGGGAUUAUGAUGAGUGGACCAUUGAUUUAAGAAAGCUUAACAUGGGGGCUGCAUUUGCCCAAGGAGCAUUUGGAAAGCUCUAUAAGGGGACUUAUAAUGGCGAGGAUGUUGCUAUCAAGCUUUUGGAGAGGCCUGAGAAUGAUCUUGAGAGGGCUCAUUUGAUGGAGCAACAGUUUCAGCAGGAGGUAAUGAUGCUGGCGAGGUUGAAGCACCCGAACAUUGUUCGUUUCAUUGGGGCAUGUCGUAAACCUAUGGUGUGGUGUAUUGUAACGGAGUAUGCCAAAGGAGGGUCCGUACGACAAUUUUUGACCAAAAGGCAGAAUAGAUCUGUUCCCUUGAAGUUGGCAGUAAAGCAGGCCUUGGAUGUGGCAAGGGGAAUGGAAUAUGUGCAUGCCCUGAACCUUAUUCACCGUGACCUCAAAUCUGACAAUCUUCUCAUCGCUGCCGAUAAAUCCAUUAAGAUUGCUGAUUUUGGUGUAGCUCGUAUCGAGGUGCAGACUGAAGGCAUGACGCCAGAGACCGGGACAUACCGCUGGAUGGCACCGUGAGUUACUGUCUUAGUUAGUUUUCAUUAUAUCCCGUGUCUUUUGUGAAUGAUUUUGUUUGCAUUUGGACAAAUUGCUUGUUUUAGGAGAUUAAAUUAAUGCUCGAUUGCAUGAUUGGGAUGCAUUUAAUUGAAAUAAAUAGUGAAAGUAUGGGGUUGAAGUGAGUCAUUUCUGCCACGGAGUGUGUGUUUUGCAUAAUGUAGAAGCAGGUGGGUGAGAGUAGAAAGAGUACUAAGGAAAAGAAAACAUGUAGAAGAAUUUUCUAGUUCACGUGAUUGUGAAAUACUACUUCCAGAGUCGUCUUCAUAAAGGUGCAGCUCCACUUGUUACUAUUUCUGGUGCUUGGUUAUCUUUCGGGUAAGGGCGUGAAGAUAUAGAAAGUCUACAUAAAUGAUCACUGACAUGUGCUAAUGGCCACAAUCUGCUGAGACUGAGUUAAGUUGCUUUAGUUUAAAAAUAUCCUCAACAAAGAUUAAUUUGCCUUUGAUUUUUGAAAUUAUAUUUUUUUGUGGGUAGAUGGCGAGAUGUGAUCAGUAUAUCCUAUUAACAGCUGGAUAGAGGCCUAAUUGUUUAUCUUAUUGUCAUGUGGAUAGAUUGUGAGUUAGAAGCAUAAUAGUGAAAUGGUACUGGAGCUUCAAUGCUCUUUGAUGAAGGCUGUCAUGUAUCAUCUUGACUUUAUUGGUCGAGGUUGGACCCAUCUAGAUAGAAAUUUGCAGUUUCUGCAUGUAGUUCCCUAUAUUCCAAAUUUGUAUAGAUUUUCCUUCCAAAAACUAGCCAUCUGACGUGAAGAUUAGAUAUUUCAUUCACCUACAUCCAAAUCUCUAUAUGGUAUCUCCCUGGUCUUUUGCGGUGCCCUUUUGGCUACUAUUUGUGCUGGACCUGUAUUUCUAGCAGACUGCUAGUGAAGUUUUCAGAAACUUAUGAGAUAUCAGAAGCAGAGUUUUGAGUGAAAAAAAGGGCUUUAUGAAUGCAUGUUAAUUGGAAUUGAGGUUGAGUCAAUUCUCAAUCCAAGCUGAUAGGUUCUUGGACUAAAAUCCCUAGGAGCAAACUUUACCUUUCACACUGACUGGUAGUUUCAUGUUGAUGUCUUCAUGUGAGUUGGUUCUCAUCCAAUUUUGGAAAGGGCUUAGAGAGAAUCAUUCUAUAGAGUUUGAUUCGCAAAGAGCCAGUGAGAAUUGUGCUUAUAGGCAAUUUACUAAGACAUAAGACUGAUGCAAUAUACUUAGGAAAGAAGAUCUCUGCUUGUUACUGCUGCUUGCUUAUAAUGUGUACUUAAUUUUUGCCUAUGGUCAUUUGGGGGACAAACUGAUUAAUGUUUUGAUUCUAUCUCUACUCUACUCUUUGGCAUAAACUGUGCCCGGCAUAGAUGUUACUUAUAUGGAAUUUGAGGGUUGGUCUGAUCAUCUUCCUAAGUUAUUAAUAUUAUUAUUAUUUUUUGUCAAUAAUGAGAAAGCAGCAAUCUAGUUUGGCUAGGAUACUUUUUUUUUCCCCUCUCCAUUUUUCAAAGCUUUUUAGCACUGUGGCAAUUGAGGUGGAGAGUAAGUGAUGGCCACUAUUAUGGACACUAGCAAGGUUCAUAUAAGUUAUUGUUCUAAUUUUCAUGUAUUUACCUAGGUGAAGGGAUACGGAGAUGGCCUUUGAACUUUGUGCACCUUGUGGCAUAUUCUCUUUAUUUUGUGCAAACAAUGUUCUUCGGCUGAGUAGUAAGCUGGUCAGGAUUAUGUGUAUUAUGUACUUCAUAUAAGAAGGAAAGAUUGGAACAUGUAAUGAAAAGAUUAGUUGAUAUUUGCUAAAUCUUGAUCUGAUGAUGUCAUACCUUAAUAACUCAAGCAUUUGCUAAGAUGGUGCUCGUUAAGUACUGUAGAUUUAUUUUAGUAGAUUGACUGUGAUGGCCCGUAGGAAGACUUGAAAGACAUCUUGCUUCAUCACAUAUGGCUGAGUUUGACUCUUUCUGGAGAACUUUAGGUUUGCUAUAGGUGACGUUGUUGUAGCAAUGUCUGGCAAAUUCUGCAACAGUUAUUGCUGACUCUAAUAGUAUUUGAAUGUUUUCUUAUUUCAACUCUUUUCUUUAGGUUUGUCACUUCUGUGCCAUUGUUCCACGACUGACAAUUUUUAAGAUAGUGCAAAAAUUCUGUUAGCUACUGUGCAUGCUCGUUGGGCUUGGCUCAACCAAUGAUGUACUUUUACUAUGAUUUACUAGAAAGGCUUAAGAAGAGUUACACACUGCAAUUCUAAUUCUCGAUUUUUCUGUAAGAGUUCCUUAGGCUGUAAGGCCCAUCGUUUCCCUGAAUGAUUUGGUAUAUUCUAUAAGAAUUUGAUGACAUUCACUUGUUUGACUUUCUUUCAUUAUAGAAUAUAAAUAUGUUAUUGUGAACAAUUUUUUGUUCUUACCUUCAUGUUAUCUUGAAAUUUGAUCAUUAUGCUUUGGAGGAAGUAGAUCGGUCUUUGAAGAUACAACAGCAAGCCUUUAUCCUGCUUGUAUUUUAAGUUGAGCUGACAUACAAACAGCAGUGUUCCCAUAAGCCGCAAAUGUUUUUCUUUUAAGAAUGACUGCCAUGUCUCAUUCUCCAUGAUGCCUUUCUCCUGGUUCUAAAACUGUUUUCAUCAGAUGAAAUCUUGAAGAGGCCAAAAAUGACUGUCAUUUUUGUCUGAACCUUCUGUAAUAAACCUUCAUCUUUGUGAAAAACUGAUUUAAACAUCUGAUGUGUUAAAUUGAAAAAGGAAAUAUGAAGUCAUCGAAUGAAUUUGAUAGAGAUUUCUUAUGUUUGUAUAGUGCGGACUUUUCAAGACGAUCUGUUGAUGAUGCUUGCAUGGCCCACUUUCUUUUUUAUUUGUAAUGUUAUCAUUCUAAUCUUACUUUGUACUGGUGAAAACAUUGAUCUCUAUCUUACUUUCGUCUGGUUGAUUGCUCUGUUUGGUGAUUUUGCAGGGAAAUGAUCCAGCAUAGGAAUUAUACGCAGAAAGUUGAUAUUUAUAGUUUUGGGAUCGUUCUCUGGGAAUUGAUCACCGGGAUGCUUCCAUUUCAGAACAUGACUGCUGUGCAAGCAGCAUUUGCUGUUGUGAACAAGGGUGUUCGCCCAAACAUUCCGAAUGACUGCCUGCCUGUACUCAGUGAGAUCAUGACACGUUGCUGGGAUGCUAAUCCCGACGUUAGGCCUCCGUUCAGUGAGGUGGUCAGGAUGCUUGAGGCUGCAGAGACAGAGAUAAUGACCACAGUGAGAAAGGCCCGUUUCAGGUGCUGCAUUAGUCAACCUAUGACCACAGAUUAACGGUGAAAAGAGAAGUUGUAGAAGUGGUAAGAAGAGAGUAAAGCAUUGAAAAGGAAAAAAAGGAUAAAAACUACUGAUUCGAAAUCAGUUUCUGUAUGUAUCAGGCUUAAUUUGUUUCUUCAGAUAGAAAAGGGAGGAAAAUUAUGAUAAGAACUGCUUGUUUUCGUGUUUUCUUUUUCUUUCCGCAGCCCCCCUUUUACUGAUGGAUUUAAUAUGUUUAAAUUAGUGGUAUUGAUGUGUAUUUAUACAUGUGUUGUGCUUCUAUGUUUAUACAUGAUAUUGUUUAGCUCUUUCUCUUCCAGUUUUUCCCUGAAAACUCUUUCAUCUUUCUAAAUAGCCAAAUGGUCUCGAAUUCCCAAUCAGUUCUGCACUAAUUUUGACAUGUGCAGUUUGAAAAUGACCAGGUAGAAUAUCAGCAACAAGGCUUCCCCGUUGUGGCUUCUGCUCUGCUGGAUUUUCUUGCUCGGUCUUGAAAUGAUUGUCUAAUUUGAAAUUUUAUUUUUUGUAUUAAAAUUACAAAUCGAGAUUGGAUAAUUUAUUAAAAC